AUGUUCGAAUCUCAGACUGACCAUUCUCAACCACUAAGAGAAUUUGAUGCAAUCUUGCAUCCAAAGAUAGAAGAUUUGGUUUCGAGCUAUAUUGAGAAUGAAGGAGAUACGAAUGACUUAGUUGAAUACCUUGCAAACGGAUACGUCGGAAAACUUCAUAAACUCGAUAUACUUGGCAGUUUAAUGUCAAAGCAUGGAUAUGAUUUUAAAGAAAUCUUUCGUUCAUCUAUCAAAAAGAAAGUUUAUCAAAUGUUUAAUCCGGAUGUUUUUGAUUCUCUUAUAAAAGACUCUAUGUCACCGCCAGAAUGGAUCAGCGAAAUCAUUGAAAGCCCACUUUGGACAUCAGUUAUGUUUUCUUUGUUAGAAAGAUUUCCAAACUCUGAAUUUCUGAAUUAUUGCGUUACUCAAGUAUGCUUACGUCAUCCUGAGAAUGUUUCUGAUGUUCCUCCUUAUGUGUUAAACCUUGAUGCAUUUCAAAAUGUCAUCAGAUUUUUAAUUGAAAACUGGACUCCAGAAAACAAAGAAAAGUUCAUCAAAAUCAUAUCAAUAGAUCCGAGAACAGCCAUGGAAACAGCAUUUAUUCUCGAUCGAAAUACACAAAUCAGUUUAAUACAAGAUAUCGAACGAAGUCUUUCCAAAAACAUUACAUAUCUCAACGUAUUCCAGCGUACGCUAAUGAAACUUGAUGGUUGGUCAUCAACAUCUAUCGAAGCAUACUUCGGAAUUGUUCCAUUACAUCCAGAUCACAUAGAAUCAUUCAAAGAGUGUUAUAAUUUCUCUAAUUACUCUAAAGACCUUGUCCACAGGAAGGUUUCUGCCUCAUUACUUGAUGCAAAUGUCUCAAAUCAAACAACAUUGUCAUUAAUUUCAUUUUUACAAACGAUUUCGAGUGAAAACAUUGACAUACAACUGUAUUCACAAGGGAUCAACUCAUUGAGGCAAUGGAGAUUCAAAGAAGCAGGCGAUCUUUGGUCUGCGUUACAAAUCUUGAAGAAUUUCAUUAUUGCUACGAAUACUCUUGACAUGAUGAGGUAUUUGGCUAAAAACAAUCGUUUAGCUAUUGAAGAUCGAAAUUUAAAUCGAUCGCCAGAGAUUGAUGUUAUCAAAGAGAUCAUGUUCUGGCAUCCUACACUUCGAAUGAAAGCAUUUGAUGUCUAUGUGAUGUUAUAUGAAUCAAUCAGAGGAAAAACAGAUGUUUACCGCAUUCUUAUGAAUAAUUUGUAUGAUAAUCUUAUUUACAUGUUUGGAUUUGGUAUUUCUAUCAAAGUAUUGAAGUUCUUGAGAACUAAGAAGGAACCUCUGGACAUCGCUCGAGAGAGACAGUUUUAUAUCAAAUUAAUUCCAUUGUUAAAACCUCCAUUUUCUGAUGAAUUCCUUUUAGAGUUUGCACACACACUUGACUCUAAACGUGUUAGAUCUCUUAUGUAUCCAGCUUCAAACACAAGACCAAUUCCGGUCCAAGUCACAUUACUCACUUCUGUCAUCAAUUUCGUGCAGGAAUUGAACAGACAGAACAUCCUCAAAGGUAAGCCAACAGAAGCAGUUCUAUAUGAUGAUAUCAGACAUGCUGCAAGUAAAGCUCGCCACUAA
Messenger RNA from Trichomonas vaginalis G3, 1590 nucleotides. Its product is annotated as negative elongation factor D family. Gene Ontology annotation, molecular function: RNA binding. Gene Ontology annotation, cellular component: nucleus; NELF complex. The transcript has a single exon. Lineage: Eukaryota; Parabasalia; Trichomonadida; Trichomonadidae. The record is from RefSeq and is a predicted model, not a curated record. Bases 1 to 1590 code for a protein of 529 amino acids. Gene Ontology annotation, biological process: negative regulation of transcription elongation by RNA polymerase II.